Lepisosteus oculatus (spotted gar) is the source of this 3099-nucleotide messenger RNA. The record is from RefSeq and is a predicted model, not a curated record. NCBI's taxonomy places the organism in Eukaryota, Metazoa, Chordata, Actinopteri, Semionotiformes, Lepisosteidae.
AUACUAUGCAUAAAAAGGGUGUCUUCAAAUCUCAGCUGUAUUAGUUUUACUUGGCGCUGAUAACAGCAGUAAGCUCUAGUGGAAAUUCUUAAGGCUUGUAACAUCCAUACACUGUCUCUCAAUUCUCAGACAAGCGAACAGGGUGAUAAAACCUGUUUUUUACGGUGCUUAAAGUUUCAUUGUCGUUAACCAUCAAUAUUGUCAAGAAACCACGCUCCAUCUUCUUACCUCAUUUAAGUGAACUGUUACACAUUGAAAAGCCGAGUGUAAUGUGACACAGCCUAUGUCGCCAAUAAUCUGGUUCUCAGUAACCUCAGCCGGUCACCCAGGGGACUGUUGUCAGAAUGCUAAUUGGGAAAGGAAGCUUACAGACGCUUUAUGGAGAGGUCUUUGGCGAAAAGGGCUUCUCGAUCAGACAGCCCAAAUUAAUCACAACCGCCAUUUGCCAUCGUUAGCCGCACCGACAAACUAAAAAGUGAGAAACACUCUUUCGUCGAAACGGUUUCGGGUUAGAUUUGUUUUAGUUCGCCAACGCUGACUUGUGUGGCUUUGUGGGGAGGGAAGGGCAACCAUGAGCUCCUUAUUAAUUUAUGGUCGUUGCUGCGCGGUGACCGCCGCCCGGAUCAGUAAUGGAUUACUGGGCAGCACCACCUGCGGACCGUGCUAAUUGUUGGAGUCGGGGUCCCGAGCGGCCUGCUUACCGGAGUAUAAAUCACCUGCGGCGAGCGGGCUAAACCUGCCGCCCUCCUGCCCUGUAUCUCCUCUCCUGCAGACGGGCUCUGAGGACGAGCAGUCCUCCGCCUGCGCUCUCGCUGUCGAUAUCGCCUUUCCGUCGGUUUGGGAGAAAUAACAUCGACGCGGUCAGUUGUCGGUCAUUUUUAUUUAUUUAUCGAUUCUUCCUAGUGUUUUACAUUCUUGAAAAGACAGUCGGCAAAGAAGAGAAGGGCUGAAGAUCUGAGCGAUCGAAAGAAGGAUAAUAAUAUUUCCAAGUCUAGUGAAGAACGAUUGAUGAAUGUUGGGAUUUCAUCCUGAUACUCAUCAUCAGCCGUAAUAGAGCGGGGUCUUUCAUAAAGUUUCCCAGCUCUGGCAGGCAAGGUCUGAAUAAUUCUUGCUUACUCGGCUUCUGUUUUCUUGUGCUCCCGUCCCUCCUGGGUGCCUAUAUGUCAAGGACGAUGAUGCUCAAAAGGCCAUCGGAGGUGGCCACGAUGCGGCGGCUGUGCAGAGACAUCAUUCAGUACACCUCGGCUCACGGGAUCCCCAACAUUUUCCGGGCGCGACACUGGUUCCGCAGGGCGCUGUGGGCUGUGUUCGUGGGCUGUGCGCUGUGCUGCGCCCUGUGGCAGUGCACCGAGAUGGUCCUCAGUUUUUACAGCUACCCCUCGCACGAAAAGAUCACGCUGGUCUCCGGCACCGAGCUGAGGUUCCCCGCCAUCACCAUCUGUAACCUGAACAGCGUCCGGUACUCCUCCCUGAAGAAGAGCUUCUCCAUGAGCAGCUCCCUGCAGGACUCGGGGCUGGAGCAGUCUCAUCGGAGGAACAGGAGCAGCUCGCUGAACGGCACUGGGUUCUGGGACUCGUCCCAGGAAACCACCAACUACGCCCGCUCCUUCAACAAGUUUGCCUCCGAGUUUAACGAGCUGUCGGACGAGGAGAAGAUCGAAAUGGGACACCAGCUGGAAGAUAUGCUCAUUUACUGCAACUACCAUGGGCAGGCAUGCAACACCAGCUUCUUUUCUGGAUUCAUCAACUACAAGUUUGGCAACUGUUACACCUUCAACUCGCAGAAGUCCACAGACAUCCGAGGGAACCCCAUCAGCAGCGAAGUGCUCAACACCACCAAGGCCGGCUUCAUGCAUGGCCUGCACAUGGAGCUGUUCAUCCAGCAGACGGAGUACGUGAAGGACAUCACCCACUCCGCAGGGAUCCGGCUGCUGAUCCACGACCACUCGGCCACGCCCUUCCCCGAGGACGAGGGCGUGAACAUCCCUCCCGGCACGGAGACGGACAUCGGCAUGAUGAAGGUCGAGAUUCAGAGGCUGAAGUCCCCAUUCGGAAGCCACUGCACGGAUGGGGAGGGAUUCCGAAAUUACUACCACGACUUGUAUGGAUCAAGAUAUACCAGAGAGUCCUGUAAGCGGACGUGUGCCCAGCAGACCAUCAUGGAGAACUGCGGGUGCAGUCACUGGGAGUUUGCUGUGCCUCCAGGGUCCCACUACCCCAAAUGCAAUCUGAGUGCUGCAGGAAUCAUAGGUGAAUGUUUGGAACUGUAUGAAUACAAGUUUGCUCAUGACAUGCUGCCUUGUAACUGCCCUCUACAGUGCAAAGAAGAGAUAUACCAGCUCACAGUCUCAGGAUCACAGUGGCCAGCAACAGCGUUCUUGGAGAAGUUCUCCAGUGACCUGAGAGAAAUGGGAGGCCAGCUGGGAACUAUAGCUGACAACCCCCAACUUAUACGAGAUAAUUUAGUCAAAGUCGUUGUCUACUACCAGCAGCUGAACUAUGAGAGGAUAGUGGAGGAGCCCUCCAUUACUAGAAGACUAUGAGGAGACGUGAUACAAGGACUUCAGCAUCCUGGCUCCUUCCUCAGAAUGAACAGCAGAACACGAGCCACAGGGCCGCAGCGGAAACUAAACGGAAAUGCAUUUAAAAGGGAGAACAGGAGAGGCUUCUUUACGCAAAGGGUUGUGGGAGUGUGGAACAAGCUAGCCAGCCUUUCAAGAAAUGGGCGAAUGGGAUACUUGAAUCAGUUCAGUACCUAAUGGGCUUGAUCAAGAAAUGGAUUCUCUGGUGCUGUUCUCAUGUUCUUUUAAUGAUGAUGUGCUCUAUAAAAUGACGUUGGAUAAACACUGGGUGAAUGACAGAACAUGUACAGUCCAGGCUUCAUUAAAGUAAAACCAGCAAGGGGGGGAUGUAUAUAUUUCAUUUAAGGAUUAAAAUGUUUAAACUGCUUUCUUGGGAGUGUAAUUAUUUUGCUAUUCAAAAAUAGAUAUUCAUGUUUGUCCUUGUUGGAUCUGAAUAAUAUGUCUAUAAAAUGUUCCUGUAACUCUUCAGAUAGUAGUACUGUCACUACAAUAGAAUAUUAACAGAGCAUUGCUGAGA